Molecule: messenger RNA, 2515 nt
Organism: Oldenlandia corymbosa var. corymbosa
Lineage: Eukaryota; Viridiplantae; Streptophyta; Magnoliopsida; Gentianales; Rubiaceae
Source: the annotation of a GenBank genome assembly
GUUUUGAUUACGACAUUUUGGAUGCUUUAUUUUGGUAUGGAUUUUGCUUCCAAAUUGCCCCUUGUAUUUUAUGAAAGAGACAACUCUGACGUUAUUAAGGAGGAAUAAGAACCUAGGCGAACAAUACGGUAAGGGGGAAUCCCCAAUAUAUAGAAAAGUUUGAAAAGCAUUUAAUAUUGGAGUUGGAUUCGUAGUUUUCAUACUGAGGAUUUGUGCAAAAUGUAUCGAUCCAUUCCUCCUCUUUCCCCUUAUAUAUGCCUCCUUCAUUGUUUUUUACGAACUUUCUAUGUAAUCCCUUAGGCUAUUUUCCUUUCACCCCUUUUUGGCCUGAUUUUUCUCUGGUUAUUCCAUCUCAUCACCGGCGCUCCGUCCUGCAUGGCCGCCAUGAAGGGGUUCUUUGUGAUGCUGGCAUUGGCUCUGGUCUUCGCAGGAGUUUCCCGACCAAGUUUUGCAUAUGAACGACCGCCUGCUCGGAAAAACUUGUUUGUUCCCUUGGCCAAAGAUCUUGGUCCUGAUUCUCCACAACAGGUUAUCAUUCAACGCAAUUCUCUACGUUUUAAUCCAUUAUUUUUUUCAUAUUUUGAUGCAUUUGUUAUCCAUCACGACCCGAUUGAACUGAGCAGAUUUGCCCUGAUUGAUAAUUUAUGAAUGGCUUAGUUUGUCACAUUCGAGGAACCUAAAAAGCAUUCUUUUAUUUACUCGAUAUUUAUGUUAAUGGGGGAUAGAAAUUCAGGAAGUAUGAGGGCACAGAUUAGUUUAAGAAUUUGUGGUAUGCGAGGUCGAGGCUGUUCUGUUUCAAAAUCGAAGGACUUGUUUUCUUUCUGUCCUUUGAUUUAGGUUGGACUGGCAACGUUGUCAGAUUUGACUUCCUGUCAGAAAAACUAGUGAAGGGUCUUAGUGGAUGUUCACAUUUCACAUUGACACACACCUCACACCUGCUCUAAGGUAAAAUGCCUCAUAAUCUAUGACUAAUUAAGAACAAUAACUGUUGAUUAACACCUUCCAACAACUUGGAAAGGCAGGCAGUUAAGUACGAAAUUCAAUAGCCCGGAUAUGUUGAGUUUCAUAUACUGAAAAACUGACAUAGAAGGAAAAAAUUGCAGUCAAAUUGGGGUACUUUUUCAGUUUGUUUGGCUGAUUGUUUUACUUUCCUUCAAUGUUUUCCAUAGAGUCAGACUGCAGUCAUGUAUCCAUAACUAAUGUAGCCAUUGAAAUUAGGUUCACGAUUUAUAGUUUCGCAGGUGCAUAUAUCUCUGGCGGGGCAAGAUAAGAUGAGGAUAACAUGGAUAACAGAUAACUCAACUCCAGCAACUGUCAAAUACGGUACAUCUUCAGGAGUUUAUGACUCUUCAGCCAGUGGAAGUGUCAGUUCGUACAAGUAUGUGUGGUAUGAAUCUGGAGAAAUACAUGAUGUGGUUAUUGGCCCCCUGAAGCCAAACAACGUGUACUACUAUCGCUGUGGUUUAGAUUCAAGCCCUGAAUUCAGUUUCAAAACUGCACCGGCAGAAUUUCCCAUCAAAUUCGCUGUAUCAGGUGAUUUAGGACAAACAGACUGGACAAGUUCAACUCUGGAUCACAUUGAAAAAUCGAACUAUGAUGUGUUGCUUUUGCCAGGGGAUUUGUCGUAUGCCGAUUUGAACCAACCGUUGUGGGAUUCAUUUGGCCGUCUGGUUGAGCCACUAGCCAGCAAGCGGCCAUGGAUGGUGACACAAGGAAACCAUGAGAUUGAGAAAAUUCCCUUAAUUCAUAAGCAACCCUUCACAGCCUACAAUGCAAGAUGGCGCAUGCCGUACGAGCAGAGUGGCUCUGAUUCAAACUUAUACUACUCAUUUGAAGUCGCUGGAGUUCAUGUAAUUAUGUUGGGUUCAUACACCGAUUUUGAUCCUAAUUCAACGCAGUAUAUAUGGCUUCAAACUGACCUGAAGAAUGUAGACAGAAGUAGAACACCAUGGCUCAUAGUUCUUAUACACGCGCCUUGGUAUAACUCUAAUCAUGCUCAUCAGGGUGAAACUGAAUCUGUUGAUAUGAAGAAAGACAUGGAAGAUUUGCUAUAUCAAGCCAGAGUUGAUGUUGUAUUUGCCGGGCAUAUUCAUGCAUACGAACGCUUUAUCCGAGUUUACAAGGAUCAAGCUGAUAACUGUGGACCAGUGUAUAUCAACAUUGGGGAUGGCGGAAACAGAGAAGGCCUUGCUACCGAUUACAUAGAGCCGCAGCCAAAGAUUUCGGUAUUCAGGGAAGCAAGCUUUGGGCAUGGUGAACUUGAAGUAGUGAAUGCAACCCAUGCGCAGUGGUCGUGGCACCGGAAUGACGACGAUGAAGCAGUUUUAGGUGAUUUAAUCUGGUUGACAAGCCUCCCAUCUGAUCCUAAUUGUAGAGUGUAAAAUCCUACACAACUAUAUUAAAGAUUGAUGAAAAAAUUUUCUGUACAUCUUACUAUAUUAGAAACAAAAAUCACACUUAAUAGAAAGUAUCAACAUUUGCCAUGUGGCAUUUUCACAUCAUAUUUUUAAAAUAA